Messenger RNA from Penicillium antarcticum, 4362 nucleotides. RefSeq lists its product as uncharacterized. The record is from RefSeq and is a predicted model, not a curated record. The transcript is spliced from 10 exons. Gene Ontology annotation, cellular component: nucleus. The coding region runs from base 1 to 4362 and encodes 1453 amino acids. Gene Ontology annotation, molecular function: transcription cis-regulatory region binding; zinc ion binding; DNA-binding transcription factor activity, RNA polymerase II-specific. Gene Ontology annotation, biological process: positive regulation of transcription by RNA polymerase II. NCBI's taxonomy places the organism in Eukaryota, Fungi, Ascomycota, Eurotiomycetes, Eurotiales, Aspergillaceae.
AUGGCUGAAGAUCUCCAUGACAAUCCGAGUCCCAUCGAGUCGGCAGAGGCCUCGACCGCCCGGUCAGGUCCCCGCAGACUCCCGAAGAAGCGGACCAAGACUGGCUGUUUAACUUGUCGAAAGCGCCGUAUCAAGUGCGGCGAAGAGAAGCCGAUAUGUAGCAACUGCGUCAAGUCAAAGCGAAUCUGCGAGGGCUAUGCCCAGCGCGUUGUCUUCAAGAAUCCCAUCGGCAUCUUCGGGUCUUUUGGUCAGCCGCAUAGUCAGGAUCCCCAGAUGCUACAGCAGCAUAUGGGAAUGCCCAUGUACAACGAUUAUGGCGCACAACUCCCGCCCCAGCAGGCUGCUGCCGCUGCCCAGCAUCCAAUGCUUGCCCCGCGACCUGUUGAUUCGGCUACAAUGGGGUACGACUCAUUCCCGCCACAGAUGCCACCGCCAGAUAGGGCCCAGCCGGGAAAUACUCCUCCGUUCUACUACCCACCUGGUCAAAUUCCAGUGCAAGCGCCGACUCAUAUGUGGCAGCUUGGGCAAUUGGGUCAUACUGAGGGCGUGCCGAUCCCACAAGCCAGCACUGACUACUCACAGGCACAGCAACCAGUUCAUUCGGUUCAAGCAAGCACUCCACAGGUUUCACAGGUUUCACAGGUAAACAUACAAUAUCCGCCUCCGAUCACCAGUCCAAUCGGACAGACGGCUGAAGAAUACGCCUCGAACCUGUCCCCGGUUCCGGCUCUCAAUGCUUCAUUGGGCAAAAAUCCGGACAUUUCAACGCAGAUGACUCAACCGCUGCCAACUAUAUACCAUUAUCAGCCACCACCGGGCCAAUUGCAACAGCAAUCAGGUCAUCUUGAACAGUACAUUCCCCAACAGCCGCAGGUUAUUUAUAUGGAAGACGAAACCGAAGACUACUAUGAUGUGGAUUCAGACGAUGAGAUGGACGACCAAUCCCGGGCCGAAGGCUUCAACCAGCUGAGUCUCAUUAUGGCAUCUGCCAACCGCGACGAACAGCAAUUACGCUCCUUCACCACUUAUCUGAACGAGCCCAAUAUUCUCGCCUCGUACCGUCCUUCAUAUGGCUCUUCUCCUCUGAACAAUCCCAAAACAGCCCGCAUCUUUGCUCACUUCAUUCAUUCCACUGGUCCUUCUUUAUCGAUCUUUGAACGCCAUCCUACCGACUCUUCGAUUGUCCUAGGAGCUGCCGUGCCUACUGCACGGCAAGGUUUGUGGACCUAUACGCUUGCUCUCAAAGCUUUGGAGCACCCCGCACUACUUCAGUCGAUUUUGGCAGUCAGUAGUCUGCAUAUUGCAAACUUACAGCAUACCCCUGCUACAGUGUCCCUAAAACACUACCACUACGCAUUAAAACGAAUCGGCUACGCAGUCGGCCUACCCCACCGACGCAAACAAAUCGGUACCCUGGCGGCCACCCUCCUGCUUGGCUAUUAUGAGGUGAUAUCGGCUGACCACUCCGGGUGGAACAAUCACAUUGCCGGGUCCGCCCAGCUGAUUCGAGAGGUCGAUUUUGCCACCACAACCAGAGAUCUCCGAGCUCAUCGGCGGAGGCUACACGAGCAGCGACGCCAGUCGGAUUGGUCAAAUUCGUGGUGGGGAAUGUCUGGCGAUGUCUCUGAGGAUGAUCCCUUCGAAGAGAAAGAGGGCAACAUCGAUGAAGACCUCAUUGGAACCCUUAUGGGUCGUGCAAUCAACUAUGAUCAAUUUGGAGGUGUUGAUGAAGGCAACACACCACCACCCAAAAAGCACUUUUCUCGCAAGGAUAUUGAGGUUUUCCGAAUUCAGUGCGAUCUAUACUGGUGGUUCUUCAAACACGAUGCGUUCCAGAGCUUUAUCGGUGGGAACAAAUUAUUAAUGCCCUUCUCUCAACGCGGUCAGUGCCCACCUCGAGCGGGUGUCGGUCGGUUAGAUGCCAUUUAUGGCUCGGCGGAUCAUCUAUGGAUGUUGCUCGCUCGAGUGACGGACUAUGGCUUGCGUGACCGGAAGCGAAAGCUGAAAUCGUUGAAGGCAGGUGGGAAGGAUUGGAGACCUGGUCCUGAACUGUUCAAGUUCAUGGGUCGCUUUGCCGGUGGCCCUCGAGGGCAAAGGCCAGGCCCGGGAGGUCCAGGGGGUCCACCUGGCGGCCCUCCAUCUGGCCCCCCAUCUGGCCCCCCGGUCCCCCUGGUAUGCCACCUGGAGGUCCGGGCGGCCAGCCGACACGGGAGCCUGCUGCCACCGGCUCGACUUCCGUCUGGAUUUCAGGAUAGACCGCGUGAGCCGCGGGUGUCACCUGAUGCGGAUGACGAGAAUGAGAUGAGUUACAAGGAAGCAGAGCAGGAAUGGGAAGAGAUCUUAGCUGCCAUGGAGAUAUUUGCCCAUGCGCUAGGCCGCGACUUUCAGCCUCUGCCAGCGGAUGUCACGCUGCCUAUCGCGACACCCUUUGGUCCCGCCCUUCAAUAUCGCACGCACACCAUCGCCGUCAUCUGGGGAUUCUACUAUGCUGUGCGGCUUUUGUUGAACCGGCUCCACCCUUGCAUGCCGCCGGCUAUAAUGAUGGCAGCAGGAGUGGCUGCUCCAACAACAGCUGAGUUGGCUCAAACCAUAGGAAAGGUUUUCUCGGGUGUUUACUACCCGCAACGCCAUAGCCUCGAAGCGGGCAGCCUCAAUCCCAAUUUGGGUUCCUCAUUAACAGAAAUGACAGUCCCGCUCUUCUUUGCGGCUGUACAGUAUACCGAUGCUAAUCAGCGGGCUUGGACGAUUUCCAAACUCCGAGAUAUCUCUCGUCUGACAGGAUGGAAGUCUUCCGAAGCUAUUGCCGGUGGCUGUGAAAAGGCAUGGACUGUGGCUGCCAAACAAGGCCGAGGGCCACCCUAUCAACGGUCCUUUGAGACUGCGCGAGAGCGGCAGCUUCAACAAGAGGAGGCUGUGCUGGAAAUGAAUGAGGAUCGCCGUUUUGUGACGGUCAAGAAAGAUCGAUCUCAUUGGGCUAUGGGGGUUUUAGAGGAGGACAUAGCUAAUUUGGAAGUUCAGCCGCCCGCGUCAUCCACGGUUCACGUCAUCCCGGACUUUGUCUUUUGUCUGCAGGUGAUAACGAUGUCUCGCUAUGAUGACUACCGUUCAUCAACAGGGACGCUGGACUCGCGAGACCGCCACGACCGCUACUCACGGGGCCCAGCCGUAGUCGACCGACCCCGCCAUGCCGAAGAGCGCUUCGAAUCCCGGCUCCGCGACGAAGACAGAUACGGACCCCCUGCACGCGCACCAGGGCGCAUCUACGAGGAUGAAUACCUAGACCACCCGGUCCCUGCAGGUCCUCUUGUGGCGCCUGAUCGGCGCCGACGCCGUGACGAGAGCCCCUCCUUUGAACGGCCCCGUCUACUUAGGCGCCAGUCAUCGCUGGACACUUUUGAUCGCAUCCCCCGGCGCAAGAUGGAGACUCUCGAUGUCCGAGAUCGUGCCCCUCGCAUGCCCCGCGUUCCUGCUCCGCCUCGGCGCCACUUCUCUCCUGGACGUUAUCGGGAGCGCGAGGUUUAUGAGGAUAUAAGGAUCGCUGAGCCUGAUUACUAUGGUGAUGAGGAGUUCAGGGAUGUUCGUGAGAGAGACAUGGUUGAUCAUCGUCGCCGCUCGAGUAGCAAUGCUCAUAGACAUCAUGAGGAGAAGCCUUACCCGCGCAAAGGGAAGACCCGUGUUCCUCGUCACCUUGCCCAUGUCCAUGCCAUCUUAGAUCUAGGCUACCCAUACAAGGAGGAGGAUGAUGUGAUCGUGAUCCAGAAGGCUUUGUCAAAGGCUCAGAUUGACGAAGUGAUCAUGCUGAGUCGCGAGUUCAGAAGACCUCCCAGCCCGGUAGAGACUGAAUACCUUUCCCCCGUUCGUCCCCGCGAGCGUGUCACGACUGAAUACUUGCAAGUCGAGGCAGCUCCUUCUCCACGUUCGAGCCGUGAUGCAUUCAUUGUUGAGGCAGCACCUUCACGACACAGGUCCCAUUCGCGCCAUCACCACCAUGAUCACUACGAAGAGAUUGUGGAUCGACCAAGAAUGCGGGGGAUCUCCCGGCCGCGUUCGGUGUCAGUCCACGCACACCAUCCCGUACAGUACAUUGAGCAGCGCGAGUCCGAUAAUGUUCGCACUGGCCCAAUGGUUCUUGUGCGUCCACGAGACAGUGAUCAUGGUGUGGACGACUACAUUCGUCAACUUGAGGAGGAGACUAGACUUCUUCGCCUAGAGAGAGAGGGUGGCAUUGAGAUUACCCGGCAACGUGAUACCGAAAUCAUUGAUAACAGAGGCAAUGAGGAGGAGGUUACGGAGGUUCGGAGACAGGAGCGCAAAGAGCCCAACUCUCGCAUUAUGCGUGCUAUGAUGGCUACUCUUACUUGA